UCAAUUAGAAGCGCAGCUGGACCGACAGAGGAAGACGGGACAGAAUGAGGACCACAGCCGUAAUGAGUGACCUGAAACACGGAUGGAACGAUGCGGCUAAAACAGUCAUAAAUUGCUUGAUGGAGUCCAUAAUGGAUAGUUAUAUUAUAACAGCGUAGGAAAUGGGGCGACCAUAUGCAUUUUUACGUCGAGUUACAUUGUAGCAGCAUCCAUCGCCGCUGAGAGGAUGGUUUCGCAGGUGGUACAGACCUUGCGGCAGGGGGUUUGGGCAUCACUGACAGGAGGAUGGUACCACGACCCAGAUCAGAACAAAUUCAACAAUUCUUGUCAUCUUUAUUUAUGGAUAUUCCUCCUUAUGCUGCCAUUGUCACUACAUUUGGCCUUGCCCCCCACCACCAUGGCCCUCAGUAUCUACUGCACCUCUGUCACCAUCUUCUUCAUCCUCAUCAAGGCAGCCAAUUACCGCCUCCACCUGAUGUUUGACCGCGGCGAAGCCGUGCCCCAGGGCAGCCUCUCUGAUGUCAGCAGAGGACCAGAGAAGAAGAGCAAUGCCUCUGACUCCGGUCUGCCAGACGGACUGAGAAAGAGUAGCACUGUACCAGACAGCGUUGCCAUGACAAUGUUGACCAGAAACAGGCCUAGUCCAGUGAUUCAGGUCACGGUGAAACAGACUGAAACCGACUCGGGACUGAUAGGAGUGGAGUUUUCCAAGGCAGAGGAUGUGAAGAUUACUGAAGGUCAUGGUGAAAGCAGAGCGGAGGCGAGAGCCACAGGGUCUGUGAUGUCUGGGGACGACCCAUCCCCUGAUGACCUGUCCAGCCCCAAUCCCGACCUGGGUGCCCCCCUGCUUCAGGCCCAGCAGAGGCCCAGCUCUGGGCAUGACAGGGAGACUGCCGCUGCAGACAAACAAGACAAGGAGGAUGUAGACCAGGAGGAUGGCGGCAGGGAGGAUGCAGACGAAGGUUUACCUCCCUCCAAGGGGAGUGAUCCGGAGAGCGAAGAGGAGGAGAAGGUAGAGGAGGAGCAUGACGAUAAGGAGAAACGGCACCAAGAUCCCAACAACAACUGCCUAGAGAUCCCUGAAGACUGCCAGGAAGCUCUCCCACCCCCACACCCCGCCCUUGUCCAGGAACACCCAUUGGAGGAAACUUACUGUUCAGAUGAGAUUGCUGUGGUCCUGGUGGACACCUCGGGGCCCCCGUCGGCUCGGCUGGAGGAGAGCGACACGGUGAAGAUCAUCAUCACCAUGAGCUGCGAUGCCCAGACAGCAGCCGAGCUGGAGGAGUCGGUGAAGCAGAGCAUCUUAGAGUCUGCCCAGGCACACGCCCAGAGGGGUGGAGACCACCAGGGAGGAGGUCCCAACACUGGAGAUUGCCACAUCAGGAUCCCUGUUAUAACCUUUGACUCACCUGAAGAGGAGGGGGAAGGGGAGGGUGAGGGCAAGAGCGUCUCUGAGACAGACCCUUCUCAGCAGGCAUUAACCAGUCCGGAUGUUGAGUUGGCCAAGGAUCUAGUGAGUUCUGAUGUGGUGCAGCUGGACCAGGAAUAUCUUAGCCCCCAACUAACCAAUGAGAACAGUCCCAGUCCUCAGCUAACCAAUGAAAAUAGUUCGUCAGGCAUUGAUGUCGACUCCCACAAUGAAGAGAAUGACCCCCCAGAGCUCAACAUGGACGCAAAUGGCUUCCUGCGUAUCCCGCCUGCUUUGGGUCGCUACUGUCUGGGGCCUGGCGGCAGGACUCACGUCCGAGGCCUGAGCAUGGACAGUGGAAAGGAUGCAGUGCUCUUGGUGGACCGGGCCAAGAACAGGAACCAGCACCCCACCAUGACCAGCUCCAAGUCAGACCUGGAGGCCAAGGAGGGCCAGACACCCAAUGAGACCAACUUCCUGGAGUUUGUUUCUCUGCUUGGGUCCAUCAGCACUAGGGGGGUCGGGACCAACCAACAGGAAGAGGGGCCAGUGGAGGAGGAGAAAGAAGUAGAAGAAGAAGACUUGAGUGGGACUCCCAAACCCGAUGAGCCGAUCACAGAGCCAAACACAGAGCCAAACACGGAGAGCCAGCAGCUGGAGCGUCCUAACCCGCCCAACAGCCUGGCCACCACAGAUACCCUCCACACUAUCCUGGAGAAACCCAUACCCAUCGUCUCCCCUGACAGCCCCCAGACAGACAGGGAGAAGGACCCAGACUAUGACUCCCUCCCCUCCCAGACCUCCCAGUCAGAAAGCUCCAUGCUGCAGGUCAUAUGCAGGCCAGAGGCCACCAACAAGGAAGAUGCCUACACCUUCCACACUGUACACAGAGACAGACCCAGGAAGCUGUAUGCUGAGAGAGUCCUGAACCUGCCACUGGGGGCGGAACUCAUUACUGGCAACAUGUGUGACCUUCUCUCUACCUCCUCCAACUCGGAGUGCCAGGACGGUCUGGUGGGUGGGCAUUCCGACUGCCCAUUUCAGCGCCGGAUCAUCCCUGCCCACAGGAUCCGCCCUCGUAGAACACAUCCAGAGAUCUUCCAGGAAGAGGACUCUAUAGACGAGUCGUCGGAGACCUCCACUCAAGAGAAGCCCUCCAGGAAACUCUACUACAAACUCAAACUCUUUCCAGGGAAGUGGAUCAACCUCCUGUAUGAUAGACUCACUCUGCUUGCCCUAUUGGACAGGAACCAGGAUGUUGUGGAGAAUCUGGUGGCGGUAUUUCUGGCCUUCCUUGUGUCGUUCCUUGGAUUUGUUCUGCUCAACCAUGGCUGCUUCAAAGACUUCUGGGUCUUCCAGUUCUGCCUCGUCAUUGCCAGCUGCCAGUACUCUCUGCUCAAGAGUGUUCAACCUGAUGCUGCCUCACCUACCCAUGGCCAUAACCAGCUGGUAGCCUACAGUCGCGCAGCUUACUUCUGUAUAUUCUGCAGUCUGAUCUGGCUGCUUGAGCAGAGCCUCAGGAUGAAAGACCUUCCUGUCUCCAGCAUCUACGGCAUCACCAUCGCUAUCUCGGACACCCUCCGCUUCCUGCGAGACAUCUUAGUAGGUUUUACCUAUUGCUUCCCCAUCACGUUCCUCGUUGGACUGUUUCCCCAAAUUAACACCUUUGUCAUCUACCUGCUGGAGCAGAUCGACAUGCACUUCUUCGGUGGCACAGCUGCCACCGGGCUCCACUCUGCCGUGUACAGCCUCCUCCGCAGCCUGACAGCCUUCUCUCUGCUCUACGGCUUCUGUUUCGGGGCUCUCAAGGAGCCGUGGGAUGAGCAGCACACACCAGCUCUGUUCUCAGGGUUCUGUGGGCUGCUGGUGGUCCUGUCCUACCACCUGAGCCGCCAGAGCAGCGACCCCUCGGUCCUCCUGUCUCUUAUCAAGUCUAAACUGAUGCCAGCCCUGGUGGACAGCGAAGAGGAGGAUGAAGAUGCGUCGGGCAUCAAGGACCCCCUACCGGAAAAGCUCAGGAACUCUGUGAAGGAGAUUCUGUAUUCAGAUCUAGUGGUGUGUUCCAUCGCCUACAUCCUAACCUUCGCCAUCACAGCAAGCACUGUCUUCCUGUCCCUUAAGCCGUUUGUCACCAUUGUGCUGUAUGCGCUGGCGGGGACAGUGGGCAUGGUCACCCACUACCUGAUCCCCCAGAUGAGGAAGCAGCACCCCUGGCUCUGGAUCUCUCACCCUGUCCUCAAGAGCAAGGAGUACGGGCAGUUCGAACCGCGAGAGGACGCCCAGCUGAUGUGGUUUGAGCGUCUCUACGUGGGGCUGCUCUGUUUCGAGAAGUACGUCAUCUACCCUGCCAUCGUGCUGAGCGCACUCACGAACGAAGGCUUCUCUCUCAGCCAUCGGAAGAAACUGGGCAUCCACUGUGAUGUCUUGUUGAUGACAGUUGCUGGGAUGAAGCUCCUGCGCUCCUCCUUCUGCAAUCCCAGCUUCCAGUUCGUCACCCUCCUCUUCACCAUCCUCUUCUUCACCUUCGACUGCGAGAAGUCCGAGAGCUUCCUGCUCGACUUCUUUAUCAUGUCCAUAGUCUUCCACAAGCUGAAGGAACUGCUCCUGAAGCUGCACUUCAUCAUGGUCUACAUCGCUCCCUGGCAGAUCGCCUGGGGCUCCGCCUUCCACGCCUUCGCCCAGCCCUUCGCAGUGCCUCAUUCGGCCAUGUUGCUGCUGCAGACCCUGCUGACCACCCUGUUCUACACCCCCCUCAGCCCCUUCUUGGGCAGCGCCAUCUUUAUAACCUCCUACCCACGACCCGUCAAGUUCUGGGAGAGGAACUACAACACCAAACGUAUAGACAACUCCAACAGCAGACUGGUGUCUCAGGUGGAUAAAGAGACUGGAUGCGAUGACAACAACCUAAACUCCAUCUUCUAUGAGUACCUGACACGCUCGCUGCAGCACAGCCUGUGUGGGGACCUCCUGCUGGGCCGCUGGGGGAACUACAGCUCUGGAGACUGCUUCAUCCUGGCCUCAGACUACCUCAACGCCUUCGUCCACAUCGUGGAGGUCGGCAACGGCCUCGUCACCUUCCAGCUCCGGGGCCUAGAGUUCAGAGGUACCUACUGCCAGCAGAGGGAGGUGGAGGCCAUCACGGAGGGGGUGGAGGAGGACGAGGGCUGCUGCUGCUGUGAGCCGGGCCACUUGCCCCACGUGCUGUCCUGCAACGCGGCUUUCAACCUGCGCUGGCUGGCCUGGGAGGUGACCACCACCAAGUACCUGCUGGAGGGUUACAGCAUCAGCGAGAACAGCGCUGCCACCAUGCUGCAGGUGUACGACCUCCGCAAACUGCUGGUCACCUACUAUCUGAAGAGUAUCAUCUACUACCUGGUGCAGUGCUCCAAGCUGCAGACAUGGCUGAAGGACCUGGCCCUCCAGGAGGCCCUCACCUCCUACACCAAGUGGCACCACAUUGAGAGAGACCCUGGUGUGUUCAGCGUGAAGAUCGACGAGGACUAUGUCCACUGUCUGCAGGGUGUCACACGCGCCAGCUUCUGCAACGUCUACCUGGAGUGGAUCCAGUACUGCGCUAACAAGAUGGAGCAGCCUGUGGAGUGUGACGAGGACUCCCCUCUGGUUACUCUGUGCUACGCUCUCUCUGUCCUGGGGAGGAGGUCACUGGGAACAGCCUCACACAACAUGUCCAACAGUCUGGAGUCCUUCCUGUAUGGGUUUAACACCCUGUUUAAGGGGGACUUCCGUAUCGCCACCAAGGAUGAGUGGGUGUUUGCGGACAUGGACCUACUGCAGAAGGUAGUGGCUCCUGGGGUUAGGAUGAGCCUCAAACUCCAUCAGGACCACUUCACGUGUCUGGAGGAGACGGAGGAGGCGUCCAUCUUGUACGAGGCCAUCAGUAACUACCGCGGCAGCCUGGUGAUCUGCCACGAGAGCGACCCCGCCUGGCGCAAGGCGGUGUUGUCCAGCCGCGACACGCUGCUCACGCUUCGCCACAUGGUGGACGACGGCACGGACGAGUACAAGAUCAUCAUGCUGUACAAACGCCACCUCAGCUUCAAGGUCAUCAAGAUCAAUAAGGAGUGCGUGCGAGGCCUGUGGGCGGGGCAACAACAGGAACUAGUGUUCCUACGGAACAGGAACCCGGAACGUGGCAGCAUCCAGAACUCUAAGCAGGCUCUGCGGAACAUGAUUAACUCGUCAUGUGACCAGCCGCUGGGAUACCCCAUGUAUGUGUCGCCCCUGACGACGUCCUACAUGGGCACACAUGGCCAGCUGAGGAGCAUCUGGGGCGGGCCUUUCAGCCUGGACGCCAUUCGCAGCUGGCUCUGCUCCAAAUGGCUACGGGUGCGCAAGGACAACCUGACCAGCUGUAACAGUGGGGUGAACAUGGAGGAUGUGGAUUGUGCAGGUGGCUCAUCAACCCUCAGUCAGAACCAUCCAUCCAUCACCUCCCAAAGCCUGAGUCUGUACCAGGCCCGGCCCAGGACCUCCCAGGCCAGCCGGCACCAUACCACAGGCAGGAGAGAGUACAGGAGUCGGUCGGUCCAACCCCAAAGCCAACGCCCACCUGUCACCAGCCAAUCAGGGCCAAUCCUAGACAGCCAGCAGGUCUCAGGCUCCGCCCACGGUCUUGUGCAGCGUCUUUCCAACAGCCAGCUGUCUUUCAACACCUCCAUCGCCUCCAUCUUCUCCCAGGUCCCGCGGUUGUCUACGGCGGGAGGCCUGAGCUCCCAGCUGGCUGCGGCAGCCCAGCAGCGCUCCAGCCAGGUGUCCUCCUCCUCCUCCACCCUCAGCCUGCUGUUCGGUAAGCGCAGCUUCUCCAGCGGCCUGGUGAUCUCGGGCCUGUCGGCGGCCGAGGGGGGCAACACCACCGACACGCAGUCCUCCAGCAGUGUAAACAUCGCCGUCGGACCCUCACAUCGCUCCAGCAGCCGGGCAACACAGUGGACCUCGGAGGCCUAUGAGAGUAUAGACACCUCAAACUCCAACACAGCCAUUGGUCCUAGAGACACUACGCAGUCAGGUGACCGAGGCCUCAGCCAGGGAUUGGACAGGACCCAGGAAGAAUCUGCUUCUGCCUCUGUCUCUGCAUCCCAGGAGCCACUGACUGAUCAAAAAACCGAAUGAGAGGACACACACAAAUACACACACAUGCGUUGAUCAAAAACAGUUUGAGAACACACCAACACACACUAAAUGGAAGAAGAUGGAAUGCGGAUAAAACCCACAUCUGCUCCUCUUUUCCUCUCCUCUGUUCCACAGCAUGGUGACACCUGUUGUUUGAAUGUAAAUGAACUAACAUGUCGGUCCAGAGACUGGAAUAAACACAGACUUUUUCAACCAGAGAACUCCUGUGUGUUAAUAAAGUUACGCAAAUCCACUGAUUUGGGAAGGGGAGACACACAUGAUUGUGGUGUGUGUG
Molecule: messenger RNA, 6833 nt
Organism: Osmerus eperlanus (European smelt)
Lineage: Eukaryota; Metazoa; Chordata; Actinopteri; Osmeriformes; Osmeridae
Gene: pcnx2
Product: pecanex 2
Exons: 35
Coding region: 227-6538 (2103 amino acids)
Cellular component (GO): membrane
Source: RefSeq, a predicted model, not a curated record